Molecule: messenger RNA, 3103 nt
Organism: Gordionus sp. m RMFG-2023
Lineage: Eukaryota; Metazoa; Nematomorpha; Gordioida; Chordodea; Parachordodidae
Product: tetratricopeptide repeat protein 27-like
Exons: 16
Coding region: 16-3069 (1017 amino acids)
Molecular function (GO): protein binding
Source: RefSeq, a predicted model, not a curated record
AUUAAACAUCUCAGUAUGUUUAAAUUCCUUAGGUUUUCCGAAAAAGACCAGGAUUUAUCCCUAAUGAUUAUUAAUGGUCUAAAAGAUUAUAUAUUCUUAAAUGAUGACUUACAAAGUAAAAAGAAAAAGAUAAUAUAUCUUGCAGUAUCUUUGAUGAAUUUAUACAUUCAAAUUAAUUGGUGGAAAAUAAAUUUAAAGGAUGAUUUAGAUGGCUAUAUUAUAUCUACUAAUAUAGAUAAUGAUAAUUAUUUUUCUGAAAAAUUAAAUGAUGGAUCCAAAGUCAUAAACACAUUAUAUAAAAAUUUAGUGCUACUAUACAUCUCAAAAUUAGUAUUUACAGACUUUCAGAAUGAAUUUUUGUCUAUCCCAGGCUUUCGAUUUUGGCAGCUAAGAUUUUUGUUACUGUACCAGAGUUCUCUCGUAGAUGAAAGAAGCCAAGAUCUCAAACCUGGAUUCGAAGGCAUCUUGGAAGAAAUUAGUCUUCAAAAUGGCUGGGAUUCGCUCAGCGCCGAUAACGCAAUUAGGUCGCCGCUCGGUGGGGAUAAUUUUGAAAGCGAAAGCGAUUUGAAUGUCGAUCACGGAAAUGGUGACCGUAACAUUGAUUGUUUAGCGCUCUUCUUGAUAGAAGCUCAUUGUAUGAGUUGCUUGAUCGGAGAUAUCAAUCUUUCCCAAAACAUCAUUAAUAGGCUAAGAUCGUUGACCAAGCAUUUAUUUGACCCUAUCUUGACGGGCGCGUUGGGUAAAAGGACAAAGUUUCAAAAGCACGACAUUGCCCAAUUGUUAUUGCGCGUCGAAAGAAAGGGUACCUUUGACUCGCGCAAAUAUUUCGACUCCGAUACGGAAGAUACCAAUAACAAAAUGUUACCUAAAGAUAUUUUUCUCGACGAUGAUACGUUACUAGAUAAGAUAGCCUAUUCAGCAACCGGCGCUCAUCCGGAACCCAACCCUAACCUGGAUCAGAGUCCCGAGAAUGCGGGGAACGAUUUGAUCGAUUCGAGUAUCCUAGUCAUAACUAAUAUGGAAAGAUUAAUUUUACUCGCCACCGUCAGGCACAUAAAUUUGCUUUACCCCAACGACCCUUUACUGUUUGAACAAAUUCAACCCUAUUUGGAUCUAAUACUUGCCCCAACCCUUCAGUCUAAAUCCCGUAUAACAUGGAGCAUCAAAUUUUCUACACUUUACCAACGGUGCCUGUGCGAAGUGGAAAACAAACGCAAGAUCGAGAGAGCCUUGACUCAAGCGCAAGAAUUAGUCGACAACUUAAACGCUCUCAGCUCAAAAUACGAAGAAGGUGACGGAAAAAUUGAUAAACAUCCUAUAAUACCGAACGAAAAUAGGAUGAACAUGUUUUACGCCUCAGGACCUCCGCCAUCUUACUACAAAUUGCAGAAAUUUUUAGCUCGUAUACUCCUAAAAUUGGGCUGCGUUAGUUCAGCCCUAGAUAUCUUCGAGUCGUUGAAUAUGACAGCAGACAAGAUCUCUUGCUACAUGGCUCUGGGGAGAAUGGACACGGCCGAAAAAACUAUCCUAGAUUCCUUGAGGAUCCUGGAAGGAAAUGCCGAUGCGUCGAACAUCGAAAAGGGCAAUUUGUACAAGCUUAUGGGGGAUAUCAAGAGCGAUCCCGCCUAUUACGAGAAAGCGUGGGACGUUUCCCGGAAUAAAUGUUACCAAGCUCAAAACGCCAUGGGCUUUUAUUACCUGAAGAAGCAAAAAAAUUUGCUCAAAGCACUUUCCCAUUUCAAAAUUUCCUUGCAACAUUUCCCCUCUCAAUCCGACAUUCUUUUCACGGCUGGGUGUCUAUCCAUGAUGAUUCCAUCUACCGACAAAAUCCUCCCUGUUAAAAAUGGCUGCUCCGAAGAUGUGAAAGAAACUAUUACUAAUGACUUAGCGGAUCUAGAUAGAGGCGAUUUUGGUAUGAGCGUCGAUAAGGAAAAUGGUGGUGAAGGCGAUGAUAAUAAAAAUAUGGAAGAAGACGCGAAUAGCGACAAGGUAUCGAAAGAUGUGACAGGUGACGCUGAUAAUCGAGCAUUCGCCGAAAAUUGUUUUAAAAGGAGUCUCAUGUUAGAGCCCGACAAUUUUAAAGCGUGGAACAAUUUGGCCUCACUACAAAUAAAAUCCGAGAAUUUUGUCGGCGCAUGCGCUACCCUAAAAGAAUCCUUGAAAUACAAUUAUCACGGUUCUUGGCAAAUAUGGGAGAACUUACUCUACGUGGCCACCAGGCGUUUAGAUUGCGAAGAAAUGAUAUGGUGUCUGAAUAGCCUGCUAGAUAUUUUAUGGGGUCACGAGGGUGUAGCUGAUAAUGACGGUGGUGUGAAAGAGUUCGUAUUUGACGUCAACAAGGCUUCUGACAAUGAUGGUUCGUCAACAUCUUACAACAGAUUCAAAGAUCAAAGUUCCUCAAAUUUAACCGUCUUCUCGAGAUUAUUUCCUCCAACUUUACUUAUUCUAGUCAAGGAAUUAGCUAUGUCAACCUAUAGCAAUAAAGAGCGUAACUCCCCUGAUGAUGGUGGUUCCUCCUUAAUUAAACCUGCAUGUAUUGCUCAAUCCCAAUCUAUGAAACGCAGAUUAAAGACUCUGUUCGAAAGGGUAACCAAUAAGAUUUCUGACAACCCCAAAAUAUGGUAUUUAUACGGACUUUUGAUGCUCACCUUCAAUAAAUUUGGGAACGAUGGAUAUGAAGCACAAACCGAGGACCUGUCAGAAAAAUAUCAAGCUGCCAAAUAUUUCAUAAAAGCUUACAGAAAUCAAAUCGCUAAAAACCCAAGAUGGUUCGAGAACAAAGAUUUAAUCAACGAAACCUUUAAUUACCUCGACGAAUUGAUACAGACUUCUUUAGACAUUUACAAUAAUGUGACCCAAAAUGGUUCUCAAAAAGGAGAUAUCAAAUCUACCGAGAUAUUCGACAUAUUGACUUCCGCCAAAUUUCUAACUAACAACACAAUUCAACGAAUUAAAAGGACGGAUAAUUUUGGAUUCACAGAUGCUCAAACACUACAAAAUAUGUGCAAUCUAGAGAAGGAAUUGCUGAAUAUAAAUGAUAUAAUCGAUAAAAAUACAAAAAAUAAAUGAUAUUAAUAUAAUAAAAUAAAAAAAUUUUUUUUUA